AUGGCCAUGAUCGAACUCGAGGCGUCGAACGCCGAGCUCAAGGCGGAUCUUAAGGAUCUUUACAUCAACUCCGCGGCUGAGGUUGAGGUUGCGGGCGGUCGUACCGCGAUCGUGAUUCACGUGCCGUACCGCGCGUUGAAGUCGUACCACAAGAUUCAACAACGCUUGGUGCGCGAGCUCGAGAAGAAGUUCAGCGGUAAGGAUGUGGUGAUCGUCGCGAACCGUCGCAUUAUGCCGGUUCCGUCGAACAACAUGGCGCGCUCGCGCCCUAGAUCUCGCACUCUCACCGCGGUCCACGCGGCGUUGUUGGAAGAUUUGGUUUACCCGACGGAGAUUGUCGGCAAGCGCCAGCGCUACCGAUUGGACGGCUCUCGCCUCCUCAAGGUGUACUUGGACCCGAAGGACCGCAGCACGACCGAGUACAAGCUCGACACGUUCGCGGGUGUGUACAAGAAGCUCACCGGGAAGGAAUGCUCGUUCCAGUUCCCGGAAGCUUAA
Messenger RNA from Ostreococcus lucimarinus CCE9901, 498 nucleotides. It is a transcript of the gene RPS7, whose product is annotated as Ribosomal protein S7, component of cytosolic 80S ribosome and 40S small subunit. The transcript is spliced from 2 exons. Lineage: Eukaryota; Viridiplantae; Chlorophyta; Mamiellophyceae; Mamiellales; Bathycoccaceae. Gene Ontology annotation, molecular function: structural constituent of ribosome. The coding region runs from base 1 to 498 and encodes 165 amino acids. Gene Ontology annotation, biological process: translation; ribosomal small subunit biogenesis; rRNA processing. Gene Ontology annotation, cellular component: ribosome; cytosolic small ribosomal subunit; small-subunit processome. The record is from RefSeq and is a predicted model, not a curated record.